Molecule: messenger RNA, 2031 nt
Organism: Letharia columbiana
Lineage: Eukaryota; Fungi; Ascomycota; Lecanoromycetes; Lecanorales; Parmeliaceae
Exons: 12
Coding region: 1-2031 (676 amino acids)
Source: RefSeq, a predicted model, not a curated record
AUGUUAGCGCCGCUGCCGACGACAGUCGGCGUCGCGUCCAAUGGUACUCAUGCAGCAGUCAACAAGCUCCAAUUUCAAAUUGCAGACGUUAUUGCCGGAACCAGUGCAGUUGCCACUCCGUCAGGAGCAUCCGAUUCAGCAAUCGCCUCGUCGUGCUUGAAUAACGAUAUUUCGACUAUUACGGAGUCAUGGCAGUCCUUUACGGUCAUGGAAUACAUGACAAGCCUGCUGUCUGCUGCUCCACCUAGUGCGACCGUCGACGGUGCUGUCGACGGCGUUAUGCUCAUGCAUGACGAUGUCAACCCGCCCGGCGCUGUCUGUACUUACACUUCAAAAUGUGACGCUAUUGGUUGCACUGAGGUGAAAGACUGGGACAAUGGGAGCGACCUCACGGUACAACGUUUCCUUGCCUACACCGCCAUGGUCAACCUCAACAACUACCUCUAUAAUAUCUACUUUAGCCUGUUAGAUUCGGGCACAAUAGGUGGAUUGGUGAGCGGUAACAUCGUCACAGUGUUCUUCACGAAUCCAUCGCCCAGUGCUACUUGGAAACAAAUCAUGGGCACUGUCACUCCACUUCUGGGGCUCGGUUCCGCUAUCCUUGGACCAUUGAGCGCCGCCAUCAGCCCAGUCCUCGGAGCUCUAAGUGCAAUCUUCAGCUUCAUCGCGGCUUUUGCCACCGCGAAUAGCAUCGGACCAGUCGUCGACCAGAGAUUCAGCGAGUACUCCACUAUCACCGAUUUCAUCGGAAAUUAUCUGAAAGGUACAUCUACCGGAGUAGAAGCUGCCUUCAACAGCACCAUCGGUUCAAACUCAUCUAUUGCGGAGUGGACCGAACUGUUCACAGGCGGUUUCUGGGUGCAAUCGGACUACACUCAAGGCCUCGAGACUGGUAUACUCGAUAACUUUGUUAAGAUCUUUACAUACAAAGCCAUCAAUUUCGCAUGGAUCGACUCCGGCGUGUUUAUCAUGUAUGUGCCAUAUGGAGUAGCUAUUAAAGACACAAAUGGCAACGUUCAGCAGCAGGGAAUCGAUCAGGACUACUGCCAGAAUAGCUUGAAGGAUACUGAUAAUCUUGGAACACUCACCAUCUGCGAUGCUCCUGGUGGAAUGGCCAGGAUAUUUAAUGCGGGCGUAAUCAAACCCGACCAGAAUCUCAUGCCAACCACCCCGCAAGGAUGGAGCGAACCCUUUUCCGUCCUUCCCAGUGAACCCUUCAAUAUCACAAGUGCGAUCAAGGGUUCAGUCGCCUCAUGGCAAGUUGGUGACUUCAACUACGAUGCCGCAAGCCAAUACCAAGAUGCAUUCAGCUCGGGCCAGCCCCUCACAUCGGAUUUAGUCAAGGCACUGCAGGCUCUCGACAUCGCACCAGAGACGGCCGGCUUCUUCAACAUUCCUGUCUGCGCAACGUACGACCUUCGAUUCUUCCCACCCGCUGCUUCAUCGGGUGGCCCUGGCUUCUCCUGUAACGCCUGCGGUCAAGGGCUGGGCGGAAAGCCCGGCUCCAGCGCCAAAUUCUGGGACAAUGCGAACGAAAUCGUGCAAGCUGCCCUCACGGCCCCUCCCCCGUGCACGCAGGCAUAUGAGACGACAGUCUGUGUACAAAUCUGUCCGAGCGAUCCUUAUGGCCCAACUUCCGCCCAAAACGUCGCCGGCGGCUACGCACCCGGCUGGUGCGGCGUGCACGUGAUCCAAUACCAACUCAACCAAGGUCCCGGAACGGACACGAGCCACUACAGACUCACGGUUACGAUCUUCGACUCCAAUCAGGUUGAAAUCAGCGCCUCGAACGACACCGUCGUUGAGUCACCUCAGGGUGCUUGGACUCCAUUUUACAGUAAGCUACCAAGUACGCUGAACAUCCAGGUCGGGGCGGUCGAUAGCGAUCCGCUGUGGUUUGAGUACCCCGAGUUUGGGGAGAUGAAAGUCGGGAUUGCUGACGAAGUGGUUGAUGAGGGGAGAGCAGGAUUGGAGGGUGAGACGGGGAGACUCGAGGCCGUAGUAGCAGAUGGUAGCUCAGUCGUCUGUUAG